Messenger RNA from Alosa alosa (allis shad), 531 nucleotides. RefSeq names its product gamma-crystallin M2-like. The transcript has 3 exons. Bases 4 to 531 code for a protein of 175 amino acids. The record is from RefSeq and is a predicted model, not a curated record. Lineage: Eukaryota; Metazoa; Chordata; Actinopteri; Clupeiformes; Clupeidae. Gene Ontology annotation, molecular function: structural constituent of eye lens. Gene Ontology annotation, biological process: visual perception; lens development in camera-type eye.
AAAAUGGGAAAAAUCACAUUCUUUGAGGAGAAGAAUUUCCAGGGCCGUUGCUAUGACUGCAACAGUGACUGUCCAGACCUGCGCUCCUACUUCUCCCGCUGUAACUCCAUCCGCGUGGUCAGCGGCGCCUGGGUCCUCUACGAGCACCCCAACUACAAGGGCUACCAGUACAUCCUAAGCCCCAGCGAGUACCCCGACUACCAGCAGUGGAUGGGUUUCAACGACAGUGUCAAAUCCUGCCGCGUUAUCAAAAACGUCUAUGGCAAUGCUUGGAAGUUGAGGCUCUACGAGCGCCCUGACUUUGCAGGCCAGAUGGUGGAGUACUCUGAUGACUGUCCGUCAGUGCAAGAGGCCCUCAAGUUCCGCGAAGUCUUCUCCUGCAUGGUCACCCAUGGAGCCUGGUGCUUUUACGAGCACCCCAACUACAGGGGGCGCCAGUACUUCCUCGAGCGCGGCGAGUACAGGAAGUUCUCCGACUGGGGGGCCCAGUCUCCUGACGUUGGUUCCUUCCGCAGGAUCACUGACUUCUAA